AUUGACAGUCUAAACCAACCACUUCAAAUUGGACACAUUCCGCAAUGCGUAUCACAACUGUCAAUGCCUCUAUUCAAUCAACCACUUCAAGUUGGACACUUUCCAGAAUCAGUAACCCAUUUAUCCUUGGAGCGUUUUAAUCGACCUCUUCAAGUUGGACUUUUUCCACAAUCAGCCAUACAACUUUCAUUGUCAACAUCACAUAAGAAUCAACCUCUUCAAGUUGGGCUGAUACCACCAUCAGUGAAACAACUAUCAUUGACACGUAUGAAUCAACCUCUUCAAGUUGGACACAUUCCACAAUCAGUGGAGCAACUAUCAUUGACACGUAUGAAUCAACCUCUUCAAGUUGGACACAUCCCACAAUCAGUCACCCAAUUAACAUUGCCAAGUUUCAAUCAACCACUUGAUGCUGGGCACAUUCCACGAUCAGUGACUCAUUUGUCAAUGCAAGAUUUCAAUCAACCUCUUCAAAUAGGUCACAUACCUCAAUCUGUUACCAAUUUAUCAUUUCAUCAGUUCAAUCAACCUCUUCAAUCUGGACAUAUUCCAAUAUCAGUAACUCUUCUGUCAUUGUUUCAGUUCGAUCAACCUCUUCAAAUUGGACAUAUUCCACAAUCAGUGAUAUAUCUGACACUUAUAUUUUUCAAUCAACCACUUCAAGCUGGACAUAUUCCACCAUCAGUGACACAUCUGAAACUGUCAGGGGUCAAUCUACCUCUUCAAUAUGGGCACAUUCCACAAUCAGUUGUUGAACUAUCUUUAAAUAAUUUCGAUCAACCUCUUCAAGUUGGUUCCAUCCCACGACUUGUAAGGCGAUUGUCUUUUGGAUUUAACUUUAAUCAAUACCUCAAAAUGGAAUACAUUCCAUCCGUCACGUCACUAUCUAUUCCUAACAGUCAAUUCUCCCAAGAUAACUUUGGACUCUUGGAUCACAAUUAUCUCCAAGAACUCACCAUCUCUCAUGAGAUCAGCAGACCCGGACAGCCUCCUCUCUCACCAACUCAAUUCUAUUUAGAUGUGGACAGGACAAGUAACCCAGCCUCCAAAGGACCUUCUCAUCUCAUCAUUCAAGUCCGUGUCAAUCGUACCCGUGAAAAUAUGUAUGAAGGUAUUCCACGCUCUUUCUUGAGUAUUCAGCUCAAACAAUUACUCUCAAACGCUACCAAUGUGACCAGCACUUCUUUGAUUUCACGACAGUCUGGAGGUUACUUGACAAUGAAACUGCAUUAUGUAUACCAGUGGCCGAUAGCUAUGGUGAUGGAGUCAUGUCACUUUGGAGGAUUAAGGGUAAUACGCUCCAAAGACCAUUACUUAUAUAAAUAUAUUGGGUUG
This is a messenger RNA of Acytostelium subglobosum LB1, 1335 nucleotides long. RefSeq lists its product as hypothetical. The transcript has 2 exons. The record is from RefSeq and is a predicted model, not a curated record. Lineage: Eukaryota; Evosea; Eumycetozoa; Acytosteliales; Acytosteliaceae. The annotation marks the transcript as partial.